AACAUUACGUUAUUUUAAAGACAAGUAUUUUAUUAAAAAAACAAAGAAAGAUUUUUUUUUAUUAUUUGUUUCAUUUAUGUAAAGAUGGAUUCAACUUGAUAUAACAAUAGUUAUAUUAUCAAUAGCUGGAAUUAUUUUAGAAAAAAAUGAAUAGUAGACAUAUAUUUCCUAUUAAUCCAACUCUUAUACAUGUUAUGAGAGUACUCAGAAUUGAAUGAGGUUAGUUUUUUAAAAUUUUAUAUUUUAUUGUAUGAUUUAUUCAGAUAAUUUAGCUAUUUAACAGAUUCUUUUUCUAUUUAAGAUAGUAACAUAAAUUAGAGAAGAUUUCAUCAUUCCUCUUACAUUCUAUUUGAUCAAAUUUUGAAAAUUCCCUACUCUUUUAUCUUAAUUGAUAAAUGCAUAACGAGUACAUUUACAAGAAAAAGAAAAAAAAAACAACUUCCUUUUUAACAAAUAAGGAAAUUCGAGGGGAAAACAACGAAUUUCAAGCAUAGAGAUUUCAAAUUUUUAAAAGAUUUUAUAAGACUUCAUCAGAUUUCAAGGCUGAAGUGCCAGUUGUUUACCCCUCGAAGAAAUCAUAAAAGUUAUUUGAUAAGUAAACAGUAUAUUAUACUAAGCUUUUUAUGUGUUUAAUAUCAUUACAGAUAGGUGAAGUAAAUAGUUAUGAAAAAAUAUAAUGAAUCAUUGAAAUUUGAUGUCAAAUAUCUAAAAUAAAGAUUUGAGUUGAGAGAAAAAGUUUAUUUAAACAUGGCAGAAAUAUUUUUGUUAUGAAUUUUUGAAAAAAGAAACAAAUAUCUAAAUGAAAAGUUGAAUUAAUUGUAGUACUUAAAUUAUUAAAAAUAGCAAAAGGUAUUCGAGCAUUAUAAGAUACAGUUAUUCAAACUCUUCCACAAGUUGAAAAUUUGGGUCUUUUAUUUUUUCUUCUUUUCUUCAUAUUUACUGCACUUGGCGUUGAAUUAUUUGGAAUAUUAAAAUGUAAUGAAGAACGUCCAUGUACUGGACUUGAUAAGCAUGCACAUUUUACAGAUUUUGAUAUAGCUUUUUUAACAUUAUUUCGUAUUGCAACUGGUGAUAAUUAG
Messenger RNA from Rotaria sp. Silwood1, 1079 nucleotides. The record is from the annotation of a GenBank genome assembly. Lineage: Eukaryota; Metazoa; Rotifera; Eurotatoria; Philodinida; Philodinidae.